AUGAAUGCUCCGGAGAUUAUUAGGGUUAAGAGAAAGAGGGAAACAGACUCUGUGCACGCUCUGCUUCUUGAGGAUGAUGUGCCCAGCAAGCGUGGUAAAUUUGUAUUCAAACUAGCCAAAACUGUAGAGUUCGAAUCAUAUGCCCAGCAUCGAGAACUGAACACGCCAUUAUUGAAGCUGUCGCAUGAGGGUGAUGCUAGACAUUUUACUUUGGAACAGCGGAAGCGCAAGCUGGAGUCUACAGCGCUGCCGACGGAGAUCUCAGAGAUGUUGGACGAUUAUCUAAGUUUGAAUUCGAUCCAGGGCGCUGAAUCUAAGCCUGGGAAGUUAAAGAGAUCAAACAGGAGAAAAUCAGAGGCACCUGUUAGCGCGGAGGCUCUUUCAUCUAUUGCUUACGUCUAUGAUAUCUACUACCGAGAGGUUGUUCCAGAAGAUGAGUUCAUUUUCGAUGCCAGUACAGUAGGCUAUAUCAAGAUUGUUGAGGACAAUGGAGAUAUGAUACCAGAGGAGGAAGACGACGACCAAAGUGCUCGUUUGUCUGACGACGAGGACUCUAAUGAGGAAGCAUACUACAGAAACGAUUAUCCAGAAGACGAAGACGAUGAUCGCUCGGUGCUGUUUGCAAAUGAAGAAGUACCUGGCGCACUCUCAAAAGGCAUUGAGUCGUCUGCAAGUGACGACGAGCUGGCCGGCGACGAGCAAGUGGGACUGCAACUUGCAAAUGCUGAAAGUGAUUCUGCACGCGAACACAUUGCAACAUUGGGGGAUGAUGAGACAAACGCUUUAUUCGACAGAUAUGCAGCCGAGCCAGACAUACUACAGGCAGCAGAAAACAAUUUUUAUGAUGUGGACGACAAUAACGAAGAUAAUGGCAAUUUAUCAGACAUGGAGAGCGAGCUUAAUGAUGCAGACUUCGAGAGACACAAUUUUUUUCCAACAGAUGCGGAGGACCCUUUAGCGAUGCAUCGUGAUAGGAUUUUCGGCAGGUUGGAAAGAAUGAUCCAGAAAAAGUAA
Molecule: messenger RNA, 1014 nt
Organism: Lachancea nothofagi CBS 11611
Lineage: Eukaryota; Fungi; Ascomycota; Saccharomycetes; Saccharomycetales; Saccharomycetaceae
Source: the annotation of a GenBank genome assembly